AUGCUGCUAUUUCUCAUAAUGAAGUCACUGCGUCUCACCCAGCAUGUUGUCAACAAGCUUCAUAACUCCAUGUUUUUUGUAUCGAAGGUACCUUUUACUGUGCCAAAAUAAUUCAAUAGAUAGUUAAAGGCUACAAGCUAGUUGAGGCGCCACUCCGACUGAUGCGUUUACUCUAAGUUUAACACCAGGCUUCAUCGACCCACUUUACUUCCUGAUCGUCAGCCCUAACGUGCGCUGGUAAAAAGAAGGAGUAAUGGGCGAUCGCAUACCCUCUGAUCUUUUCUGUCGCAUGCGUUCUCGUCUUGGAAACAUGGUUAUGAAUGGUAAGUUCUUUAAAGAAAGGUUCUUGAAACGCCUGUCAACAUCGGUGUAAACGAUUUUGGAUUCUGCCUAUGAGAGCUUUACGUCUGGAAAUUUUCUGAAAUGGCUGACCAUAUUUGGAGGUUCAGCGUCUGUCUUCUUUGACGAUUUCACACAUCUCACAAACUCCGGUCGUAUCAGCCUCUCUUGACCUGGCCGAGAUCAAGGCACGAGUACCCCGAUUGUCGGCGGCUGUUAUCGUUUUGCAGCUGCGCCGCUCUGCUGGCUCGUCUUGACUUAUUUUUAGCCGAGACAGUAGCCGUUUCCGCCUUCGCCCAAGGGCUGAUAUCCCCGGCCGAUACCGUGUCAACUUUGGUGAUAAACCUGGCUGCUGUGUCCCACUUCGGUCAUUCAACCCCUCUCAGGAAAGACUUUCGACCGGAAACUGAACGAGGUCGACAUAUCUGGCUAUACUUUGUCUUCACAGCCUCCUCAGAUGACUGAACGCCAGUGGAGGUGCACCGCGUUUGCAAGUCGUCAAUUUCUUCAGUUUCGCCUCCUCCUGCACCUCCCCCUUCGCAGUUGGAUGCUGAGCUCACCAAGCUGGCCGAUGUCAUAAAUUUUCUCCAGUAACGGACAGCCUCUAACACCGAGGUCAUUCACCUGACGUCCUUUUCCUUAGGUCUUUGUCGUUUCUGACAUCCCCUAUGCCAUUUUCGGUGCAGAUUUCCUCGCCUCUUUUAAUCUUUUGGUCGAUAGCUAUCAGUCCCGUCUAUAUGACAAGACCAUCAACCUCACUGUCCGAGGCAUCGCCUCUUCUGACGCUUCCUGUCAGCUCGCCAUCCUGGGCCCUGAGCUCGUGAGUUCCCUUCGGUAACUCUUCUCCAAAUAACCCGGCCUCACUCGUCCCAACUUCAGCGCCCCGAAUCCACCACGCGACGUUUUUUAUCACAUCCGUACUUCUGUGCCUCUCCUGUUUUCUCAGCCCCACUGUCUCGCACCUGCACAACUGACCGCCGCCAACUCCGAGUUCGAGCUUGUACUUCAGAUGGACAACAUUCGUCAAUUGAAGUCUUUGGUCCCUGUCCCUCCAAAUGGUUUCAAAUACUGUCACUGAUGACUGGCACCCCUGCGGUGAUUACAGGGUCCUGAAGGACGUUACCGUCCCGGACUACUAAGCUAUCCCACAUAUUCAGGAUUUUGCCAGUGUCCUAUUCGGCAAGUCUGUGUUCUCGAAGAUUGACCUGGUCCGUGCCUUCCACCAGAUUCUCAUCGCUCCAGAGGACGUUUCGAAGACAACCGUUACCACUCCCUCUUGCGUUUCUCGGAUUCCUAUGCAUGCCGUCUGAACACAUACCAGAGUUUUGCAGGCCGAGUGAAUCGCGACCUAAUGUUUGUCUACGCCUAUAUUGACGACAUGUUAGUAGUCACUUCCACCGCCGAGGAAAACAUGUAUCAUCUUACUACGCUGUUUGACCGCCUUCAACAACUUGGCGUGCGCUUUCAGUGUGUCCUCCGGACACCUGGUCGACUUCAAAGGCAUACAUGCUACUCCAGCAAAGGUUGCGGCCAUAUGUGACUUUCUAUCCCUCUUCCGAGCUCCAGCCGCAGCGACGUCUCGGCCUGGCGAAUCUCUAACGCCGGCUCCUCUCAAAUGGCACCAAUACUAUCCGGCCACGAACGAGCUCCUCCUGGGUCCCAGAAGUUCGCUCGAGCUCUCCAUAGACAAUCCCACUGCCUUUGGCACGGCAAAGGCUGCCCUGACAGACGCCACUUUCCUGACGCAUCUACCUCCCGAUGUCCACAUCUCAAUCCUGCUCGACGUCUCCGACGUUGCAUUCGGCGCGGCUCUCCGACAAUACGUUGCAGAUUAAACACAACCCCUGAGUUUAUUCUUCGAGAAGUUAUCACCUGCCGAAACGCGGUAUAGCACGUCUGGACAGGAGAUGCUUGCUGUCUUCCUCGCCGUGAAACACUUCCGGCACUUUCCUGAGGGCAGGGACUUCACUGUACUUACGGACCGCAAGCCCCUUCCUCAAUCUCAGGUGUAACUCCGACAAGAUCAGCCCCGAAAAUUCGCCAACUAGAUCGCAUCUCGCGGUUCACUUUAGACAUCCACCACACCGAUGGGUGAGGUAAUGAGGUGACUGACACACUGUUCAGGUCUUCCAUCGCACGUCUCCAACUUUCGCCUGAGAUCAACUUAGCUGGGAGGGCUGCUGAAGAGUGCCGUGUCGGUUUUCGCUGUGAUGAGGACUUUUGUGGACUCCAACCCCAGGACCUGCCACUGACUACUAGCAACUACACCGUUAUCUUCCACGUCUUCACCUCUACCACCGCCCCUUUUUUCCGAAAUCCCGCGGCCGCAAUAUCAUCUCAUUCCUGCACAACCUUUCUCACCUAGAGAUUCGAGCUACCGACAAGCUGGCUUCCAGCCGCUCUUCUAGCCUGAAAUGCACAAAAACUUGAAAGCAUGGACGAGGGCGUGUCUCGGCUGUCAACUAAGUAAGGUUCAAAAAUAAAACAAAGCUGCAAUCGUCACCUUCUUCACUCUGGAUACACGGUCCGGUCACGUCCACCUGGACAUUGUAGGCCUCUUGCCCCUGUCUUACAGCUGUUCCUAUCUCCUCAUCUGUGUAAAUUGAUUCGCCCGGUGGCCGAAAGCUAUCCUCUUACCAGAUGUCGCUGCUCCAACGGUGGUCAAGACUUUCCUCAGUCGUUGGUUCACCAUUGUUGGUGCCAGCUGAAGGCCUGCUUACGCGCCUCUGACGAUCCGGAGAACUGGACAGAUCAUCUCCCCAGUCCUUGACAAGCCUCUGGUCUAGUAUAUGUUGGGAGGAAUUAGAUAUAGGCAAAAUUAACCGUAUACGUGCGUCCUUUUGGUGCGUUUUUUGUAAUCAGUAUAGUCUGGGAGUACAUGCAUCCCUCGGUUUUAGUACUAAUUAGACAUUCGUCUGGCAAAUACUUAACUAACUCCAAAAGAGCGAUCUACAGGCCUUUGUCCAGUGGUUCCGCACAUGACGCCUUUCUCUUGCUUAGCAUAAAUGCUCAGUCAUGGUGGCCGGCGACGACCACCAACCUCAACUAAGUAUCGACGGUCACGACAUAAACGUGUCGGAAGUUAUUAGGAAUCUGGGUGUAUCAUACUCCAAGAACCUCAGUCUUUCGGAGCACCGCGCCCUGACAGUCUCCAAAUCACGUAGAACGACCAGAUUUACCCUCCGAAAUUUUAAAACCGGCGAUAUUAGAAUGUGCCUUUAUAACAUGUACGUUAGACCUGACCUGGAAUGCUGUUCGUUGUUAUUUAGCCUCAUGCGUGCUGCUGAGCGGAAGAAGAUGGAACCCGUUGGACAUUUUUCACCAACAGAGUUUUAUCCCCGGAACACCGGAAUUCGUCGUGCCAAGAAAGUUGCCGGCCUACAGGCCUUGAUCCAUUGUGGUUUCGUAGAUUACAAAGGAGACUAUCCUUAAUAUUUAAGCUUUUCUAUAAUCGUACCGUUAACCCACUCAUUACUAUAAAACAUCUUGUCUACCCUCGACGUAGCAGUCACCGUGAGGUCUUUUUAUUUCUUCCUCUGGCACGAACCAUUAACUAUCAUCGGUUCUUUUAUGUGAACGCAACUGCUAUUUUGGAUAAAUUGCCCAGUAGUGUGAAAACUCUGCAAAAUUAUCCUUUAUUUAAGAGAACUAUUACGCUCAUUCAGCAAAACUCCCAUAAAUUCUGGGUGUUGAAUCCAUCGAUCGAAUGUACCGUAGCGAUGGCUUUCGUGGUCUCUGAUCCCCAUGGCCAGUCUCACGAAGGACAAUUUCUCUAUCCAGCAGCGACAGCUGUCCUUCAGUGCCUCUCUUUGGUCCAGUCUCAACUUCAUGAAAAGAAUUGGCGACUGAUAAUAUCCGUUGCAGUGCUACCCCUCCCUUUAUUGACUGUCGUCAUUUCAUAGGCAGCAGUUUUUUUGCUCAUGAGCCCUCCAAACUAUAAAAAACCACCAUCAACUUUAUUUUUUUGUAUCCUGAGUUUUUUUUCACUGCUGGCCGGAUUUGCGUUUGACCUUUCCUAACAACGCCCGUGAACUGGCAGAAAAGACUAUUAUUAUUAUUGUUUCCGUGCUUCACAAUUUUCAUUUGGUCCCAUCGCCACACAUUUCUCACUGGCCGUAUUAUUUUAGUCAGGCCUUAAUUGCUACCCACGCUGCCUCAUCUUCUCAACUAAUAUGAGUGCUGUAUUUAACCGUCAGUUUCAAAGCACCAGUCAUCUAAAUCGGUUAUUAGACUUCUGACCAACAUCGGUUAAUCUUGAUUAGAGAAUCUACCAGCCAGCAAAUAACCGGCAUUCAUAAUCUCGGCCUCCUAGCUGAGUGACUCAAUGAUAUUGUACUGUGGUCCCGCACAGUAGAAUCCCGUUUACCUUGAGACCCAUUACAAGCGAUGGAACGGAAUUCCAUUGUCGGGGCUGCAUUGUAAAUGGAUACUGACAGAGACCUUUAGCUAUUAAAGACACUCCGUCCACGAACGACACAUAUACCCCUCAAAAGGAGGCUUUCAUCUCUCGUACCUCUCUGUCAACCCAAAACGCCCGCAGCAUUUGGUUUCCGAGGAAGACCUUAAUGACCGAAUGCCUACGCAUCUUGUUUGGUGCCUGAAUUAGCCGGCAGAUGGACCAAAUCUCGAUGCCACAAGGUUAAAGUAAUUUCUCCUGCUAAGGCCAUCCUCUGUGUAAGCUAUCCUGGCGUCGAACAUUCCUUCCUCGUCUGUCUAAAUGUUUGUGGGGACCGCUGACCACAUCCUCGAAUUCUACCAGCCGCCUUUUACAAUCCGUGUUGCUAGUUGUAUCACAUCAGCGCCAACUGCAAGCUAGAUUGCCAUGAAAUGUCUAGACGACCUCAUCCUUGAAGUUUUCCAGCAUCGUGCUUCACGUGCCUCUUGCCAUCGAAGCCCGUCUAUUACUCGCCGUUGGAGGUCUCCCACUGCAGUGUCAGAUCCGUCCGCGCCUGACGGUCACUGCUGGCACCAUCACAUAUAUGGGUCCGAUGCCUAUAAUUGCUAGUCUGCAUACGGUUAUGGGAAAUCCUCGGUGGCUACUCACCUGCCAACCCGUAACGUCGAUGACCUUGGUCGGCCCAACCUCCCCAGGUAGCCUGCUCCGCAAUUUCGAUUUGAGUCCCAGCCGUAAUUUCCUCAUGGACACUGAUGCUGACAUCAGUCUUAUUCUACCCCCUCUGGCUGAUCUUAAGUUUAGACAGCUAAUAUUACUUGCAUUAAAACAUUUGCUCAAGGUUCUUUUAUCUUAUACCUUCAGUCACGAUGCACUUUCCGCUAGAUGUUUACUAUUUUUGAUGCUCGUACCGUAAUACUCGCAGCCGAUUUUAUACUACUUUUCGAUCUCCUCUUUGAUAUGAGGUUCCAUAAAUUUGUUGAUCCGACGAUGUCUACGUAUUUUAAUUGUUCAUAUCGUACCAUUUCGUCCCCUAGUUCAUGCAUUUCAAUAAUUCCUCCGUCCGUUCCCUAUCGUCGUUUGCUUUCGGAAUUUCCACCUUUCACCCUAGCUAACGAACCUUAAUUAGGUCCCCUGAGACUUACGCUUCCUUUUUUAUGCAAAUAAUCCUCUAGUUACAAGUUACAGUGAACAUGAACACCUAAAACACUAACGUCUAAUUGUUUGAGCGAUUGAGUGAACUUGGCGUUCUCACCGAUACCUUUAAAUGCGCUUUGGCGUUUCCUUGUUCUCCUUCCUAGGACGCGGCGUAGAUGGUUUCCGUUGUCAUCCAUGUGCGCCAAAGUUUCAGCUCUUCACGAGUACCCUACCCUAGCUACUUACCGGCAACUGCGACAUUUUAAGGGCCUUGUCAAUUUUUGCUGACGUUUCAUCUCUCGGUAAGCCCACUUUAUGUUAAUUCCCACGGGUCUUUUACACAAUGACCAUGAGUUUCCUUCUCCUGACACAAUAUUGAACGCAUUCCAAUGCGUCAAAGUGAUUCUUACGGAUAUAACUGUUCUUCCUUAUCCUCUAGUUGAGGUCCACUCUCCAUUUUUGCUGAUGCCCUCUAGCAGCAGACCCUAA
Molecule: messenger RNA, 6358 nt
Organism: Spirometra erinaceieuropaei
Lineage: Eukaryota; Metazoa; Platyhelminthes; Cestoda; Diphyllobothriidea; Diphyllobothriidae
Source: the annotation of a GenBank genome assembly